Messenger RNA from Striga asiatica, 681 nucleotides. The record is from the annotation of a GenBank genome assembly. Lineage: Eukaryota; Viridiplantae; Streptophyta; Magnoliopsida; Lamiales; Orobanchaceae.
AUGGUCUCUAAUUUCAUCGUCUACUUUUCCAUUUUCGCCCACCCGACAAUCUUUCUCGGGCUUUCUUUUGAUGAUCUUCACUUUAGACCAAACAGUUUCGUGGUCUGCGGGUGGAGAGGGACCAAAGUGCAAUUUCUGGAGAUUCGGGGGGUUGAACUGCGAAACAAGCUGCUCCUUGAGAGAAUGCAGCUCAGAUUCACGGUCCAUCAGCAGGGCCUCGAGCCUGAGGUUCUCCUGCCUGAGGGUCUCGAUGUGGGCCCGCAGCCUCUUGGACUCGAUCUCUGUGCUCAGCAAGCGCCAUCUGAAAUUGCUCGGCAAAUGCAUCUAUUUCGAGAUUGUUGUUAUGAUUCUGCUUUAUCGCGAAUUCGUAUGAUUCGGCUUCGGAGUUCAUCAUCAGCUGCACCAGUCGAACACAAGUUAGUCCCGAGCGAAAGAACAUCGGACUUUGAGUUCACUCCUUUCCCACCCGAAAACACGUCAGACUUCACAUUAUUCCCACGUUUAUACAAAAUGUUUCUCAACGAAUGUCUCUCGGGCUUUGCCUCCAUAACCGCCUUCCACCUGGCAGUUUCCAUCUCAGCCUGCUUUCUCAUAACCUUCGACGACUUAACUUCAUUUAAAAGCAUCUCCUUUUCAUCUGCCUCCAGUUUCGAUUUCCUCAGCAAGGCAGACAAAAUCUGA